Messenger RNA from Acyrthosiphon pisum (pea aphid), 528 nucleotides. RefSeq names its product zinc finger MYM-type protein 6-like. NCBI's taxonomy places the organism in Eukaryota, Metazoa, Arthropoda, Insecta, Hemiptera, Aphididae. The record is from RefSeq and is a predicted model, not a curated record. The transcript has a single exon. Bases 1 to 528 code for a protein of 175 amino acids.
AUGCUUUUAGUUAUGAGUGAUAUCGUUCGUUCUCAAAUAUUAAAAAAAGUGAAAAAAGCUGGCAUCUUCUCAAUUAUGAUUGACACCACAACUGAUGUUUCUAAUAUAGAACAGUUUUCUCUGAUUUUGCGGUUUGUGGAUGAAUUUGGUGAAGUUAAAGAAAGACUUGUGGCUAUAGAAUCUACAAAUGAUGCAACUGGCAAAGGUAUGUUUGAUUUACUAUGCAAUAUUUGCGUUAAAUAUGAUUUAGACUGGAUAAAUAACUUAUGCGCACAAACAUAUGAUGGAGCCGCGUCUAUGCAGGGACAGUAUUCAGGUCUUCGUUCAUAUGUACAAGAAAAAAAUCCUCGUACUUUGUAUGUUUGGUGUUUUUCACAUGUUCUGAAUUUGGUUGUAGUUGAUACAUGUGACAGAUGCAUUAGUAUAAGAAAUUUUUUUGGAGAUAUGCAAGUACUCAUUUCUUUUAUGAGAGCAAGAAAACGAACAGCGAUUUUUUUAGAAGAACAAAAAAAAAUGUUGUCCAAAUGA